UGUUUAUAUUUUUGUGAAUAUUAUUUUAUAUAAAAAUACAUUUUGAUAAUAAAUUAAAAAACUUCCGAAGUAGUUGAAAAAAUUACUAUGUUACCAACAUUCUAAUGAUAAACCACCAGGCCACCACCAGAAUUGAUUGACAGCCGUUUUGCAAAAAGUUGAAAUACAAAUCAUGGCUCAUUAAAAAUUGUGAAUAAACAAAAUAGUUAUGCAAGAAACAAAGCGAAGAAAAUCAUCUACUAAUCUUCAAAUGAUGAAUUAUCCACAUCCGUGUUGUACAACAAGCCCUUUUUUUCCAUCCCUACAACCGAUUGGCUCGACUACCCCACAUCAACUUCAACCCCCGCAAAACAAUAUCAAAGACUACCCAAAAGUGAAAGAUGAAAUAGUAUUUAAUAAUUAUACAUGCGAAUUUUGUUUACGUGUUUUUGUUGAUAUCACAGACUUUAGUAAACAUCGUAAAACCCAUGCACUAUCGUAUAAAUAUCGAUGUGAUAAAUGUGAGAGUCAUUUUCAAACGGAGAUCGGUUUGAAGAAUCAUCUUAAAACACAUCUUAAUAAUCGUCCUUUUACAUGUCAAGUGUGUAACACAACAUUUAAAACACAAUCAGUGUUAAAUGUACAUUAUAGACGUCAUACAGGGGCACAGCCCUACGAAUGUACAAUAUGCGAUAAACGGUUCACACAAAAAAGUUCACUAAACACGCAUAUGCGUAUACAUAACGAGGAUAAACGUUUUACGUGUGAAUAUUGUAAUAAAACAUGUACAACGCGUGGUAAUUUAAAAAUACAUUUACGCACACAUAAUGGGGAAAAACCAUAUGAAUGUCAACAUUGUAGCAAACGAUUUAAUCAACGGAGUACUCUAACAACACAUAUGUAUACACAUGCGGAAUGUAAACCGUUUGGAUGUUCAUUUUGUACACGUAAUUUUACAACGCGUGCGAAUUUAAAACAUCAUGUUAAAAAAGUUCAUCCUGAUGCUAAUAAAGUAGGGUGGGAAUUAAAGGCGUUAUAAUCAGUGUAGGAAAAAGUAUUGGUAUUGGAUUCUAAAAACUGUGUGCCUGGCUGAUUUUAAUCUUGCAAUAUUUAUUGUAAUUUUAACAAAUGUGUGUGUUUAGUUUCAGGUAAUGUAAAAAAAAAACACAAGCAAUUGAGAAUCAGUUUUGUUUAUUUAAGACUUUUAAGAAGUUAAAAUAAAAAAAUAAAACUUUAGUGAAUUAAGUAUUUUAAUGUGUAAUAACCAAUCGGAACAGAAAAUAGGACACAAAAUUUGAUUUGCCCUCAUAUAAAAUGAAUAUACCAUAUAAAAAUUGCCUUAUUUUUUGAAAAAUAUAUGUUGCUCGAUCAUAAUUCUAAACAGUUCAUUGUACAUUUCAUAACAAAUGCCAUGAGCUACAGUUGGUUGCUUUUACACAAGCUUCAGCCUAAGACUUAAAGUCUAUAUAAAUUAAAUGAAAAUAUUUCCACCAUAAAACUACAGAAUGCUUAUGAGGCGCAAUAUUAAUUAGUAGAGAACUUUACUCUUUGCCCUUAUUCUUGUUACGUAAAUUUCCGCCAUCUUACAAGUUUUAUUUGUUGAAUUUUUUUAAAUAAGUAUGCUAAAAGAAUUAUAGAAAAUUGAAAAAAUUAGAUAAAAUUGUGUGCCACCAAAUUUUAUAUUAGCGAUUUUUCACAUUUAUUAUUGUUCUAUACUCUACUAAUUUUGGAGGUGCUAAUUUAUUUAUUUACUAUUUAUAGAACAAAAGGUGUGAAAGAAUAUUUUGAAAAUUUAUGCGGGUGGUGUCUACCGAAUUUAUUCGCUUUUGAAACAAACAAAAAAUGUUACAAAAAUUUUUAUUGCAUCUAUAAAGGAAAGUAAUUUUGUAAGAUAUGUUUCAAAAACCGACUGAAUCCGAUAUAAAUCGACUAUAUGUAAAAUACAUAUCCAGCUGUUGGAGUAAAUAGAUUGCUCCGAAAUAAACAAACGACAUAAAAUUUAUAUGUAACGCAUUUUUGAUAUAAUUUAAUUUCUAAUAUCCCUACAACAAGUUCCAUUUUCUGUACCGAUUUGUGUAAUCAAAAAUAUUUAAAUUUUGUAUUUUGUUUUAUAUUAAAGGAAAUUAAUAAAAAUAUAUACUCAUUAUUGUAUCUCUCAAAAUAACACAAUUAUAUAUUUAUCAUAAAUAAAUGAAAACAUAGACGUUUGAUAAA
Messenger RNA from Chrysoperla carnea, 2193 nucleotides. RefSeq names its product gastrula zinc finger protein XlCGF49.1-like. The coding region runs from base 209 to 1018 and encodes 269 amino acids. Gene Ontology annotation, biological process: regulation of transcription by RNA polymerase II. The record is from RefSeq and is a predicted model, not a curated record. Lineage: Eukaryota; Metazoa; Arthropoda; Insecta; Neuroptera; Chrysopidae. The transcript is spliced from 3 exons. Gene Ontology annotation, molecular function: DNA-binding transcription factor activity, RNA polymerase II-specific; RNA polymerase II cis-regulatory region sequence-specific DNA binding.